Molecule: messenger RNA, 1333 nt
Organism: Rubroshorea leprosula
Lineage: Eukaryota; Viridiplantae; Streptophyta; Magnoliopsida; Malvales; Dipterocarpaceae
Source: the annotation of a GenBank genome assembly
AAAACAAGAAGAAUCAGCUUCGUUCUCUCUUUCUGUCUCUCAGGAAUUUGCUUUCCUUCUGUAAAUCUAAAGAGAGAUAGAUAGAGGGAAGGAAGGGGAUAUAGAAAAAUGGAAACAGGCAGGCAAUCCGUGAAAUUUUCGGGUGAUUUUGUGAUGGGAGGAGUAGCUGCAGUGAUAUCAAAGAGUGCUGUGGCACCCAUUGAGAGAGUGAAGCUGUUGUUGCAGAAUCAAGGGGAGAUGGUUAAGAGGGGACAGCUGAAGAGACCUUAUGUGGGUGUUGGUGAUUGUUUUAGAAGGGUUUUGAGAGAGGAAGGCUUGAUCUCAUUUUGGAGGGGUAACCAAGCCAAUGUCAUAAGAUAUUUUCCUACCCAGGCUUUCAACUUUGCAUUUAAAGGUUACUUUAAAAGCUAUUUUGGAUGCUCAAAAGAGAAAGAUGGUUACCUGAAGCGGUUUGCUGGAAAUGUGGCUUCAGGAAGUGCUGCUGGGGCUACUACAUCAUUGUUGCUGUAUCAUUUAGAUUAUGCACGGACCAGGCUUGGCAUGGAUUCAAUACAAUGCUCAGCUAAUGGUCAACGGCAGUUCAAAGGGCUUUUGGAUGUAUACCAUAAAACAUUGUCAAGUGACGGCAUUGUAGGCUUAUAUCGUGGAUUUGGGAUUUCAAUCAUGGGAAUCACUAUGUAUCGAGGCAUGUAUUUUGGGAUCUAUGACACAAUGAAGCCUAUCAUUUUGGUUGGACCUCUUGAGGGGAAUUUCUUCGCUAGUUUCCUGCUUGGUUGGAGUAUCACCACUGUUUCUGGGGUUUGUGCGUAUCCCUUUGACACUGUGCGGCGGAGAAUGAUGCUGACCUCUGGACAACCUGUAAAAUAUCGCAAUUCCAUUCAUGCUUUACAGGAGAUUAUUUGCCUAGAGGGAUUCACUGCACUUUUUCGUGGUGUUACUGCAAAUAUGCUUCUUGGUAUGGCAGGGGCCGGAGUACUUGCAGGAUAUGACCAACUACACCGGUUUGCAUUAAGACGUGGAUAUAUUUUUUAGCAACAUCAAGGUACAUUGAAAUGAAAGCCAUAGAUACAGUAUUUCUAUACUAGCAAAGCUUCCAAGUUGAUUCUUACACAUGUUUGAGGAGGAAUGAAAAAUCGGGUUGGAUUUGGUCAGUUGGGGCCAAGAAUGUCUGGCAGUCUGGGAAGGAAAUGUAAAUUUGGUAGGACAGUCUUCUUUCUCUGAAAUUAGAAGAUGACCGGCCACUGUAUAUGAUCUGUAUAGUUCACUAUUAACACAUUGAUUUAUUUUUGAAACGAUAGAUGGCAAAUUUCAGAAAUAAAUUAACCAUUACAAG